AUGCUGUGCCGAGAAAUAAUAGGGGUGGAUGUUUUCAGUGGCACAAAGAAGGGAACAUUAAAAAGAAGUGCAAAAUGGAUACAGGUGGUGGAAAAUUUAACGAAUGUUGAAGGAGUCCACUUCAAAGUCGAUAAUCGGGAUGUAAGGGAUCGGUAUCACCUGCUGUCAACCAACUUAAGGAGAAAGAUAAAGAGGGAAGAUAAGGAAAGUGGGAUAGCUCCAGAGAUGAGUGAAGUCGAGAAAGCGUUGGAGGCACUAAUUGAAAAAGAGGAUGCUGCUGAAGAGCUUCGUCAAGAGGGAAAAUCAAGAAAAGUUACGAUUGAAGCUCACAGAAUGAAUGCAGAAGAUAUAAGGAAGAAAGCCAUGGAGAAUCUUGGGGAAGCACAAAAAAGAAAGAGUGUAGAAAUUGGAGUGACACCAGCAAAGAAGAAGAGAAGCAAUGGUAGUGAUACUGUGAAUUACUUGAGGGAAAAGCACGAGAAGAUGUUGGAGGUGGAAAAGAAUAAGCUGACAAUGGAGGAGAAGAGAAUGGAGGCGGGAAGUAAGAGACAUGACUAA
Molecule: messenger RNA, 558 nt
Organism: Paramuricea clavata
Lineage: Eukaryota; Metazoa; Cnidaria; Anthozoa; Malacalcyonacea; Plexauridae
Source: the annotation of a GenBank genome assembly